Ramularia collo-cygni is the source of this 804-nucleotide messenger RNA. RefSeq names its product related to 2-deoxy-D-gluconate 3-dehydrogenase. The transcript has 3 exons. Gene Ontology annotation, molecular function: oxidoreductase activity, acting on the CH-OH group of donors, NAD or NADP as acceptor. NCBI's taxonomy places the organism in Eukaryota, Fungi, Ascomycota, Dothideomycetes, Mycosphaerellales, Mycosphaerellaceae. The record is from RefSeq and is a predicted model, not a curated record. Bases 1 to 804 code for a protein of 267 amino acids.
AUGGUGGACUCAACUCCAAUAGUAGACGUCUCAAAACUCUUCUCCCUCGCAGGCAAAACAGCAAUAGUCACAGGCGGAACCGGAGGACUCGGAGCAGCAAUGACCACAGCUCUGGCUUCAGCAGGCGCGGACAUUGUCUCGAUAGAAAUACCAGAGGAUCCGGCUAGUCAGACCAUCAAGGACGCUGUGGAAAAGACUGGUCGGAAGAUUCGGCAGUAUACCUGUAAUGUUAGAGAGCCGAAGGCUCUAAGGGAGGUUUAUCAGAAGCUUUGGUCCGAGGGGAUUAAAGGGGAUGUUUUGUUGAAUUGUGCUGGGGUGCAAAGGCGAGCAGAAGCCGAAGAUUUUACCGACGAGGACAUUGACUUUGUCCUGGACAUCAAUCUGAAAGCRACAAUGGUUUCCUGUCAAGAGUUCGCAAAGCCACUGCUGAAAGAGGGUCGUCCUGGGAAAAUCAUCAACAUAGCAUCAAUCAUAUCCUUCAUUGGAGGCAAGAACAUCACGCCCUACGCAGCAUCCAAAGGCGGAGUUAUGCAGCUCACCAAAGCAUUCAGUAAUGAAUGGGCCGAAGAAGGAAUACAAGUCAACUCCAUUCAUCCAGGAUACUUCCGCACGCCUCUCACCACGCAGUAUUCCACAGAUCCGAAAUACGAAAAGUUCAAUGAUUACAUCAUGAGUCGCACGCCUGCGAAGCGCUGGGGAGAACCGGUGGAUCUUUCGGGUGCUGUCAUCUUCCUUGCAAGCGCAGCGAGUGACUAUGUCAGUGGAACUGGAAUUGUUGUCGAUGGGGGAUUCACAGGAAUGUGA